AUGCUUGGAGCAUCUCUGCGGGAGUUGGAUGACGGGUGGGACUGUUUCUUUGGAAAAUGGAAUAAAUUAAGGCUGACAGGAGAAGACGCUACCUAUUUCCACUGCAGAAGUUGCAAUGGCGGAGACCAUCAAGAUUUUGAAAAUGGUCCACUCGAGAUCGAACACCCUCUUCAUCAAAAACAUUCUCUUGAAUUCUAUCAAAGAAAGCAUUCUCUUAAGCUUGUGGUGAAUUGGGAAAAGGAAACUAGAGAAUGCUUUUGCUGUGAUGAAGAUCUCGCAGAGGUGUUUUAUCUUUGUCGGGUUUGUGAUUGUGCUAUGAACAUAGCUUGUGCAGAGAAACCACCAGUCUUAUAUAUACCCGCUCAGAAGAAGUGGCAUGAGCAUACGCUUGCUUUGUUUCCAAGAAGGGCUUCCUUAACUUGCAACCUCUGCGCCUUGGCCGAUUCAAGCUCUCCUAUCUAUAUGUGUCCUCCCUGUGAUUUUGUUGUUCAUCUAAAAUGUCUCAACUUACCACACGUGAUAAGGAUGUCUCGCCAUCCCCAUCGUAUCUCGUUUAACCAUUCUUUUGACCAAGGAGAUCGGUCAUGUAGUGUUUGUCGCAAAGAGAUCAACAAUGUUUACGGGGGUUAUUCUUGCAUCAAGAACGGCUGUUUGUAUGCGGCUCAUGCUAGAUGUGCCACCCAAAGCAAUGUGUGGGAUGGCAUAGAUCUUGAGGGAGAGCCUGAAGAAAUUGAAGAAGAAGAAGUUGAGCCGUUUGUGAGGAUAAGCGAUGGAAUCAUACAACAUUUUAGCCAUGAGCAUCAUCAUUUGAGACUUGAUGAGUGUGAGGAAUGUAUUUUCUAUAUUGAAUGUGAGAAUGCUACACACGUUAUUUAUACAAGGUGA
Messenger RNA from Microthlaspi erraticum, 885 nucleotides. NCBI's taxonomy places the organism in Eukaryota, Viridiplantae, Streptophyta, Magnoliopsida, Brassicales, Brassicaceae. The record is from the annotation of a GenBank genome assembly.